AGCUCCGGAGGGCCGGGAGGCGGCGGCGGGGCGGCAGCGCGGCUCGUGGCGGCGGCGGGGGGCGGCCAGCUCCCGCCGCCAGCAGCCCGGCACCAUGGCUGCGGCGCCCCCGCGGCGGCGAGACCCCCGCUAACACCCCCCCGGCUCCGUCCCCGGCUCCGUCCCCGUCCCCGUCCCCGCUCGGCGGCCGGCAGCAUGUGGGGCGGGCUGCACCCCCAGCUCGGCGGCAGCCUGCGAGGCUACAGGGCCGGCUCAGAUUAUUCCUCAGUGGGAUGGUUACCUGGUACUGAAUCCCUGUGGCAGUCUGCAGCCAUUGCGUCAAGCAGUCAAAACAAUCCUGUCAGAAGACACAGUAUAGCUUCCGACAGCGGGGACACUGGGAUUGGUACCUCCUGUUCUGAUAGUGUGGAAGAUCAUUCAACGUCAAGUGGUACAUCCUCGUUUAAGCCCAGCCGAUCACUGGUUUCCAUUCCCACUGCCCAUGUGAUGCCGUCUAAUGCCAGCUCUUCGCUUUCCAAACACAGGGAAGCUUUCAAAUCUGACGGCUCAAAAUGGAGUACGAGCUUGGGACGGUCAGGAGGAGGCAGAAAUCAGGAUGUCCUGGACAAUUCUCUUGACAUGAAGGGUGCAAGACCUGUAAGAAAAUGGUCCUCCUUGUCCAAGCUCAGCUCACCAAACACCUUCAGCCAGGAUGGCAGUAGUCAUUCAGCGGACUCCAGGACUAGCACAGACAAACCUGUGUCACCACAAUUAAGGACAAAUGGGCCAAAUUGUUUGCAUGAUAGCAUGGAGCUCUUAAAAAUCGAGGACAAGGAGACGGGGAAAAAACGAUCUUCUCUACUGGACUGCAAAUACAAAUUUGAAACGUGCAGCAAAGAUGACUUUGUUUCAGAUUCCUCAAGCAGGAGACAUGCCUUAGACUUGACCGCCUACAGUGCCUUACCUGAAAGCAAACCCGUGGCUGCCAGCUGUGAAGCUUUUGGACAGAGAUACGCGACUCUGGGACAGCAGGCUGUGAGCGGAGCCCCCAUACAGCCGGCAGUCAGGACUCAGAUGUGGCUUAAAGAACAGUUGCGGGCAAAUCCCCUGGACUGCAGGACUGCCGAGGAGCCCUACGGUGUAGCUGCAUGGCAUGUGCAGCAGCUGGAGGAUUUUAGACCAGGGGGUGAACAGCCUGUGCAGGUUCCAACUGGAACAUCUCGUCAGAGUUACCCAGCUACCAGCUAUCAGGACUUCAGCAACUGGGAGUCUCUAAUGAAAAUUAAAGAGGGGCUGCUAAGACAGAAAGAGAUUGUGAUCGAUCGGCAAAAGCAGCAGAUUAACAAUUUACAUCAAAAGAUAAGAGAGAAUGAAUUAAGAGCUCAACAUGCAAGACUGAGCCAUCUUGUGAACUGCGAAGAACCUUACAUGACUAAUUUGCAGCAACCACAGUAUGAGGGCACAUCACUGCAACCUCACGUGUCAGAAAGAUCAACAUCCCACCUUGAGGAGCUUGAGAGAAAGAUUGCAGCAGCCGAGAAUAAGGAAUUACAACUCAAUGAAUUUCUAAAACAAAUUUCAAACAAAUCUAGCGAGGAGAAAAAGAAGAUGGAAGAAAAACUUAAAACUAGAGACCGGUAUAUUAAUAGCCUGAAAAAGAAAUGCCAGAAAGAGUCUGAGCAAAACAAAGAAAAACAGAGACGCAUUGAAACCUUAGAAAAAUACCUGGCUGACCUGCCAACGCUGGAUGAUAUAGAAGGUCAGACUAAACAGCUGCAAAUCCUAGAGGAGAAGAACAAGCAACUGCAAGAAACUAUGACUGAGCUGGAAAACAAGCUUGGAGAGGCUCGAUCUCAGUGCAGAGAGAGAGAAUUGCAACUGGUGUGUCAGAAGAAGAAAGAAAAAGAGCUGGUCACAACAGUGCAGAGCUUGCAGCAGAAAGUAGAAAAAUGCCUGGAAGAUGGUAUUCGCCUUCCCAUGUUGGACACAAAACAGCUUCAGAGUGAGAAUGAAUGUCUCAAAGAAAAGAAUGAGAAAGCCAGUAAGGUCAUAGACAAUCAACAAAAACAGAUAGCUGGACUGAUUUUAGACAUGCAGUCUAUGCAAGAGAAGCUUUUGCAAGAAAAGCGGACGGUUCAGAAGAUGGCAAAUGAGCUUGAAGAAAAAGAAAGGAAUAUAGAGCAGUUAAAUAAAACUUUCUCUGAAAACCAAAGACUGAUGGAAGAGAAUGCCUCUCUGAAGGAGCAGAUACGGCAGGUGGAGCAGUCCCGGCAGCCAGUAUCUGAGAAGAUGCCUGUAGCAGACCAGUUGUUCAAGGAGAUGUCCCAUUGCUUGUUUGACUUGAAAGCUCUGUGCAGUAUUCUCACCCAGAGAGCUCAGGGCAAGGAGCCUAACCUUUCCUUACUGCUGGGAAUCAGAUCACUGAGCUGUUCAGCUGAAGAGAACGAAAAUUACCACAGCACAGAGACUCUUUCGAAGAAGCUCUCAGACGUUUGUCAGUUACGAAAGGAUAUCGAUGAAUUAAGAACUAUAAUGUCAGACCGUUAUGCUCAGGACAUGGGGGACAAUUGUAUUACUCAAUGACAACAUUUCAUCUGGUAGCAAAUGACUUAUUAAAUGCUGCUGUGUCACAGGUCUUUGCAUUUCUAUUAAGGAGCCAUAUUGGAAGAUUGCAAAUAGCGCUGCACAUGCAUCUCUGUGAGGAUCGUGCCUAUUUAGUCUCGGGAGUCGGGUGAGGAGGGGAGAGUCAUGGUUGAAGUAGAGUGGUACAAACUACAAGAAAUCUUUUCUCCAAACUACUGAAUGUAGGAACAAGCUGUGAAGAAUGUUUCAGUUGGACUCUGUUUCUUCCAUUAGGACUCAUUUUAUUGCUUCAACUAGUUUCUGGAAUCAGAGCAUCAGAACAGCCGUACUGCUGCCGCUCUCAGUCCUUCCCUCCUUCAAGGGUUUGAAUGGUAUUGCCUGUAUUCUGAAAUCAGUGCAGACGGUCAAGGGACACCUGUAGCUGUAUGUGGUGAAAGACAGGGGUUCUGCAACUUCGUUUCACUGCAGGAAUUGCAAUCAGAACAGUCUUAGAAUGCUGCAAGCAUUAGCCGCUCUUCAAGUUGCCUAAAGAAUUUGAUACAGGAAAUACAUUGGUUUUAGUAAUGUAUGUCUGGCUUGUUUUCCAAACGGUGGAAGAAAAUCAAGUUUCAACUCCUCUACGCACCUGAAGUCCAUAAAAUUUACCACUAUCAAAUUGUUUUAAGCACUGUCACGUUACUUUGAGAAGUUUCAAUGACAUGAAGUCUGUAACAAACCCAAGAAGCUGGGAGGCAGGAAACUGCAGUAUAUAGUAUGUGGCUGUCUGAAAAAAAAGAAUAGACUGUAUUGUGUUCAUACCACACUUACCUUUUUGUUCUGUCAUCUCCAUUUUAAAAUGUGGCUGGUCUGUAUCUGUGUCCCUAAAGACCUCUGACAAGGUUGUGAACAACUUCAACCAUUUUCUGCUGCAGCUACAAAAUGAGUGUUUGGCACUUGUCAAAGUCAGGGCUCAAAACAGAGUAUUUCCCUUUACCAGUAUUAAAUUCUGUGUUAUCUGAGGGCUGCAAAAUUUUCCACGUUGUUUGGUAAUUCUUGGUUUCUCCCUUUCCGUAGGAAGAGAUUACACGUUAAAAAGAAAAAAAAAAAAAAGAUCAUGUUGCAUAGUUUGUUCAGUGAGUGUCACUUGGCAGUGCUAUUUCACUGCUGUGGUGGGACAGAUGAAAUAUUAACACUUCCAAUUUCCUGGAACAUUACUGAAAUAUAACUGAACAGUUGUGCAUGAUGUAAAAUACUAUUCAGCUGAAGGAAGCAAGAACUCAUAAGGAGCAAAACCACUCUCAGAUCACAUUAUUUAAAAAAUAGAUGAGCAUCAGUCAUAGUUGUGAUAUUAAAAGAAAGUUUCAAGUGACUACGGCACAGGUCACGGUGUGCUGACCUGUAGUGUGGAUAACAGCAGAAAUUGCUUAGAAAACAUAGCAGUUAGAGCAAAGCAAAUUCUAGGGUAACAUUUUUAUAGCAAAAGGGUCAAUAUCUUCAGUUUUCUGAUGAUAUCUAUGUUAACAGAAAAAAAUGGUUACAGCAACAUAGACUGCAGUUAACUAAGUUUAACUUGGUGAUGUUUUGCUUUCUGUUCAUUGUUACACAGUUAAUGUUUUUAUAAUUUAGUGAUUUCCUUUUUUUUUUUUAACUAUAUGGACUUAUUUAUUUGAUGUUUUUUUCUCUAUCAUGAACCUACCGUGAACUAAUCUGUGAAAAAUAGCGUUCAAUUUGUAUUAUUGCUAUGUGGCAUUUUCAGAUAGAUUGCUCUGACUGGUCCAGCUCCUGUCAGCACUGAAAUGUUGUCUAGAUGAAAUCUCCAGUGAAAUUGCAUAGUGUCUUUUACUGUCAGGUAAGAAAAAAGAAAGGAGGCAAUUUUAUUUUGUAUUUCUGUACGCUGCUCUUUCCAUAGUUUUGAAGGUGUACUUUUAUAGUAGUGCAGAACUGAAAACAAGGAGCUUUGCACAAAUAGGCUUGCCCAGUUACCCGUGCCUCUGACAGUAUGGGCUUCUGUGACAAGGGCCUCGGCUUAAUUCCUUUCACAUAGUUCAUUGGUUUGGGCCCUGCAGUGAAGGAGUAGUCCGCAGUCUAUGGCUGCUCUCUGGUAUCAGAAAUUCAGUAACAGGAUUUCAGAUAAUAAACUAGAAGUAUCAGGGAGAGACUAAAUACCUAAGUAGCACGUUAUUAUUUCCUUAGAUGGAAAUGUACCUGCAAAAAUUACCACGCAAUGCAUUUUUCUGAAUUUUGUGGAAAUAAGAAACAAGUUCAGUAGGGCAAUUAGAAACAGGAGAGGUUUUUUGAGUCACUGUGUCCUAUUAAGCUGGUCACUUGACUGGUGUGGCUCCACUGUCCCCGCUGUUAAAUGGUGAUACUGUACAGCAGAUUCAAGAUCAGUAAGUUAAUAUUUCCAAAGCACUUCACUUCAGGAGCUUUUCUGCUCUGUAAGUAUUAGUUGAAAGUCCCUCAGGAAGGAGGUCCCAUUUUAUUUGUAAUACUUGGAUUGCAAUGCUGUAAUCUUGCAUUUUAGUAUGUUUUUAGGGAAGCUGUAAUAUUUAUGUUAACUGUAAAGCACUUGAUAUAAAACAAACAAACAACAACAACAUCACAACUGAGUUUACCUGUCUCAGUCAGAUUAAAGUAGGGAGGUAAAUGAUGGAUGUUUGAGCCAAAGAUGCAGGCUACCGACUGAAUACCUAGAGUGAUACAGUAUUUUGCUUUGAUUUCUUAAAAUUUGGCCUGUUGUAGUAGUAGCAAUUACUAUAUAUGCAUCAGUUUACAGAUGCCUCUAAAUGGAAUAAGCUUUGUCUAAGAUAUGCAUGACAGUUUAAUUGGUUAAAAUGUAGUGUGUGUGGUCUCAUUCAGCAUAUUUAAUACGCAGUUGAUUAAUGAAUGUUAACAUUGGAAUCGCUUAGAUUUAGUCAUGACAACUUUUUGCUGUAGCUGGUAGACAAUCUCAAGGGCUGAAAAAUAACUGCUAAUGAAUGAAUACUGUACCGGUCUGUCUGUUAGCAGAUUUGUACAGUGGCUUUUUUGUAUAGUUUCAGAUGGAAUUUAUACAGUCCUUUUAGAAGAUAUUUACAGUAACUACUGUAUUCAAGAAUGUAUUUUGAAAAAGACUUGGAAAGUCUUGGGACAAGCUAUAGAUGAUGCUAUGUAUUUACUAUAUAGAAGUAAUGCAGCUCGGUUGUGUAAACGUGAUUUAGGUUCCUAGCCUCAGCUGUGUAGCUUUAUAGUGCGAUAGUUCUGUGAAGUUGCUGAGAUUGCUGUCACCACCCACUCAGACUUCAACAUUUGAGACUGCCAGUGGCUCUGAAAUAAUGGCAAGAGCUGAAGUUUUGUCCUUUUCACUUCAAAAGGGUUCUUCCCUUCCUUUGCCCUCACUACCUGCCUGUUGUUGCAGAUAUUUUUCUUGCAGGGUAAGAGCACAAGGAAGGAAAGAAAGAAAUCCUUCCUCCACAACGCGUUGCCCUAGCACUGGUAGCAGUGGCCCGCUGCAGUCUGUCAGCACGGGCUGAGUUUUUGUCCCUGUUGCUGCUGGUUACAUAGGUGGGGUUGCAGGUGGAGUUGGGCUCUUCCUGCUGGUGUAACGAGUCCUGUCAGGAGUGGGGAAAGAUCUUCAGGAUUAAUCUGCAUUCGUAGGCUGCAAACAAGUCAGUGGUUAGUACCGAAAGGGAUGAUUUUAUUCCAGUAGCUCAUUAGCAAUAUUAAAUCCACAGCUGCAUACCUUUGUGCCUUUUUUGCCUGAUGUAAGUGUAUAUUCCCUUUGAACUUUAGAUAACUCGUUAGAAUGCUGAUGACUGCACCUUGUUUUCCUCUUACCUGCCUAUGUUUUGGUUCUAGACUUUUGUAGUAAGAACUCUUGCAUAAUACCUAGAAGCGUAAGUACUCGAAAUAGGUACUCGGUGUACACUUUGAGUGUUAGGCUGGUUGUAGUAUGCAGCUUUCUUGAAUAUGAAGUGUGAGCAGGAAACUCAAACCAUAAUGUGUUUAUUUUGUAUAUAUUAAUUACAGUCUAUCAUUAGUUCAAUGGGGAGGAGUGUCUGGAGCUAUCUUUUAAAAGCACAGCUGACAUAUGUACUGGAUCAGUCUCUGCAGACUGGUAGUCUUGUAAAUUGGGUUCAAUUUUUGAACCGCUCCGAAUACCUCAUAUGUAAAUAGAGUUGUCAUGACUUAAUCCAAAUGUGUUCAUUGUAAAAAGUAAAGGAGCCACUGGCUGGCUCAGCUUUAGGCUUGUUGUUCUUGCCUCUUUUUGUAAUUUUUUUUAAAGUAGGGUUUACAGCUAGAAUUUUGAAUGCCAAAGUUCUAUUUAUUAAAUAAUAAUAAAAGUUUUCAUUGUUAAUGACUGGUAUUUUUCCACUGGAAUUUGUUUGUUGAUGUUUGGGAUUUGUAUCCACAGAGCAAAAAUAAAUUUUGUUACAAAAUUGA
Cygnus olor (mute swan) is the source of this 6963-nucleotide messenger RNA. It is a transcript of the gene CEP85L, whose product is annotated as centrosomal protein 85 like. The transcript is spliced from 13 exons. Lineage: Eukaryota; Metazoa; Chordata; Aves; Anseriformes; Anatidae. Bases 196 to 2562 code for a protein of 788 amino acids. Gene Ontology annotation, cellular component: centrosome. The record is from RefSeq and is a predicted model, not a curated record.